Messenger RNA from Nomascus leucogenys (northern white-cheeked gibbon), 2280 nucleotides. It is a transcript of the gene TMEM175, whose product is annotated as transmembrane protein 175. The record is from RefSeq and is a predicted model, not a curated record. Bases 855 to 2123 code for a protein of 422 amino acids. Gene Ontology annotation, cellular component: endosome; lysosome. The transcript is spliced from 11 exons. Gene Ontology annotation, molecular function: potassium ion leak channel activity; proton channel activity. Lineage: Eukaryota; Metazoa; Chordata; Mammalia; Primates; Hylobatidae.
ACAGCGCGUGCGUGCGCGCGCGGCGUCGCCGGGCUUGUGAUGAACUUCCGGUUGUCAAGCUGUCUGCCGGGCUGACUCAAGCGGAGGCGCGCGGAACAGUCGCCGCGGCGAUUCCCGCCCAGGCUCCUGUAACCGCCAGGCAGCGGCCCCGCCAUGUCCCAACCCCGGACCCCAGAGCAGGCACUGGACGCGCCGGGGGACUGCCCCCCAGGCAGGAGAGACGAGGACGCUGGGGAGGGGAUCCAGUGCUCCCAACGCAUGCUCAGCUUCAGCGACGCCCUGCUGUCCAUCAUCGCCACCGUCAUGAUCCUGCCUGUGACCCACACGGAGAUCUCCCCAGAACAGGUAAUGGGGCAGGCUGUGCUCUGCGUGGCAUGGCCCUGAGAAGACACAGGGUCCUUAAGGCCCGACCUGGCGCAGGGAGCUGACCCUGCACGCCUGGAAGCUUCUGAGGCUUAGGAGGCAGAGGCGGGAGGCAGGGGCCUCCUUGGAAAGGGAGGGAGCCAGCAAGUCCUGCUCAGCCUGUGCUCACCCGGGCAGAGGUCCUGGACUCCUGGGAGGGUGGGAGACUGGGCUCCUAGGGCUCUGUUUCCGAGUUCAGUGGACAAAGGCAGCACCCUGGAAGUGAGCCAGAGGACAGGUUGGAAGAGGAAGGUUCCGGGCCUGCCCUAAGGACAGAAGUUUCCUCUGUGGAUGGCAGCUGCCCCAGCAGGCCCCUUCCGUAGCUGCUCUGAGUAAACAGGGCCAGCGCCCGUCUCCACAGGGACACUCCCACCCCGGCUGCUCCCGCAGGCCCGGAGCAGUUCGACAGAAGUGUACAGAGGCUUCUGGCAACACGGAUCGCCGUCUACCUGAUGACCUUUCUCAUCGUGACAGUGGCCUGGGCGGCACACACAAGGUUGUUCCAAGUUGUUGGGAAAACAGACGACACACUUGCCCUGCUCAACCUGGCCUGCAUGAUGACCAUCACCUUCCUGCCUUACACGUUUUCCUUAAUGGUGACCUUCCCUGAUGUACCUCUGGGCAUCUUCUUGUUCUGUGUGUGUGUGAUCGCCAUCGGGGUCGUGCAGGCACUCAUUGUGGGGUACGCAUUCCACUUCCCGCACCUGCUGAGCCUGCAGAUCCAGCGCUCUGCUCACAGGGCUCUGUACCGACGACAUGUCCUGGGCAUCGUCCUCCAAGGCCCAGCCCUGUGCUUUGCAGCCGCCAUCUUCUCUCUCUUCUUUGUCCCCUUGUCUUACCUGCUGAUGGUGGCUGUCAUCCUCCUCCCCUACGUCAGCAAGGUCACCGGCUGGUGCAGAGACAGGCUCCUGGGCCACAGGGAUCCCUCGGCUCACCCAGUGGAAGUCUUCACCUUUGACCUCCACGAGCCACUCAGCAAGGAGCGGGUGGAAGCCUUCAGCGACGGAGUCUACGCCAUCGUGGCCACACUUCUCAUCCUGGACAUCUGCGAAGACAACGUCCCGGACCCCAAGGACGUGAAGGAGAGGUUCGGCGGCAGCCUCGUGGCCGCCCUGAGCGCGACCGGGCCGCGCUUCCUGGCGUACUUCGGCUCCUUCGCCACGGUGGGACUGCUGUGGUUCGCCCACCACUCGCUCUUCCUGCAUGUGCGCAAGGCCACGCGGGCCAUGGGGCUGCUGAACACGCUCUCGCUGGCCUUCGUGGGCGGCCUCCCACUAGCCUACCAGCAGACCUCGGCCUUCGCCCGGCAGCCCCGCGAUGAGCUGGAGCGCGUGCGCGUCAGCUGCACCAUCAUCUUCCUGGCCAGCAUCUUCCAGCUGGCCAUCUGGACCACGGCGCUGCUGCACCAGGCGGAGACGCUGCAGCCCUCGGUGUGGUUUGGCGGCCGGGAGCAUGUGCUCAUGUUCGCCAAGCUGGCCCUGUACCCCUGCGCCAGCCUGCUGGCCUUUGCCUCCACCUGCCUGCUGAGCAGAUUCAGUGUGGGCAUCUUCCACCUUAUGCAGAUAGCCGUGCCUUGCGCCUUCCUGUUGCUGCGCCUGCUCGUGGGCCUGGCCCUGGCCAGCCUGCGGGUCCUGCGGGGCCUCACCCGGCCUGAACACCCCCCGCCGCCCGCCACGGGCCAGGACGACCCACAGUCCCAGCUCCUCCCUGCCCCCUGCUAGCGGCCAGAGCCCACUCCCAGCCGUCCCCACCAGAGAUGGACCAGGGAGGACAGGACGCUGGGCAGGGGAAGCCAAGUCGCGGGCAGGCCGCAGUGGUUCUUGCGUGGCCUGAUUUUAUUUUCAUUGUGAAAUAUCAUGCUCUAUUUCAGUCCUCAAA